This is a messenger RNA of Psylliodes chrysocephalus, 947 nucleotides long. The record is from the annotation of a GenBank genome assembly. NCBI's taxonomy places the organism in Eukaryota, Metazoa, Arthropoda, Insecta, Coleoptera, Chrysomelidae.
UUGUAAACAUGGCGGCCGAGAGUUUACGUGCGUACAAAAGGAAAAUUGACUUUUCAACUUUAUACGAAUCAGAUAGUGAGCGUCAUCCUUUUGAAAAUCUCUCCGAUGAUAAUCCUGACUACGACUGUAGUGGUAGCGAAAGUGUGUCUGACAGUACAGAGCCAGAAGAGGAUAUUGCAGUUUUUGGUGGCGCAGCUGAUGAACGACGUCGUACUGAAACUAUAAGGCGCUGCAAAACAUUGGACGAUUUACAAGCCGAACUUUGUAAACAGGGAUAUAGUAUCAGUCGAUCAGGGUUAUACUUCAGACUUCUUCCCAGACGAGUAAAUACAGAGAAAGGAACAAGACACGUCGUAACUAUUCUUGUUAAACUAUGCAAACCUGAUUCUACGCUACAUUUGAAACAUACAAAUGGCACAUUCUGUACUGCUACGAUAAGAAACCUUGAAUCUUUAGCUUCAAUUUUGGGCCCUGAUCAAGUUUUCAUAUUAUCAAUGGAUGACAAAGCAUGCGUGCCUUUAGGUAUUACAGCAGCAAAUGCUCAAGCACCAAUAUUAAUGCGCGUGGCCGCGGAAAAACAUAAACUUAUUCCUUCUGUUUAUGCAGAGACUCAUGCCACAGACAUACACAGACUUUCUGAAAUACCUGCUUUCAAAAACUUUAUGAGAACUCGAGAAGGUUUUGUAAAACCUGUAUUUAUUUUUACUUGCGUUGGUGGUCCCAACGAAAAUCCAAGAUACGAGCGAGUUAUAGUUUCAGCUAUAAAACAUUUUAAAAUGUUUGGCUUGGAUGCUAUUUACAUUGCCACAAAUGCUCCAGGAAGAAAUGCUUUCAACAGAGUGGAACUACGAAUGGCGCCUCUUAGUCGCGAACUUACUGGUGUUCUAUUAAAACAUGAUAAUUUUGGUUUACAUCUCGAUUCCAAUAUUCGAAUUACUGACUUGUAG